AUGGAGCUGAGGCCCGAUUCCAGCCACAAGGAGAAUGUGCCCCCCAGGCCUGCGACCCCCCUGAGGCCAGAGCCACGGAGACUCCUGAAGACGCAGAGCCUUGAUGUCGCGCUGCGCCGGUGGGUGCCCAGGGGCCAGGCUGAGCGGGGAGGGCCAGCCUCCACACCAUGCCCGGGGCCAGUGCUUGGCCAGGAGCCCUGCAGAGUCCAGACCAACCUGGCCAGCCCUGGUCCCCGCCCGGGCCUCGCCCUGAAGGACGCGACUGGCCCUGGCCGGCUGAUCAGCUCCAGCUUCCAGAGGCAGAGCAACGUACAGCCCUUGGGUGGCCUUCCCCCGGGGACUGCGCCAGCGUUGGCUGUCCAGCAGAGCAACCUGGGCAUAAGGGAGGCCAGCUUGGCUGAGUGUGGAAGUCACAGCAGCCCCCACCUGUGGCUGGAGCCUCCAGAACGCUUCUGGCCUCACAUGAUGCCCCUGGGAAGCCCCCUACCCCGAGGGCCACGGGCUCGCCCACCCUCCCCCCUGAAGCAGUCCUGGCUGCUGGCCACAGACACCCCCUACCCGGGUUUCCAGCCCAUUGCGCACUAUGCACCUGUUGAUGGGGACACCCGGCCGGGCCCCAGCUCCUGGGGUGGCCUGGGGAACUGGACCUCAGGGCUCAUGGGGGAGCCCCUCACCCUGGAGGACCUGGCUGUCCCUGCCAAAAGCCAGGCUUGCAUCCCGUCCCAAGCUGCCAUCUCCCAGCUGCUGGCGUCCGUGCAACACCUGGAGCACAAGGUGGCCAGCCCCAGGUGCUGGGGGACCCAGAAACCCCUAGUCCCUUCGUGGCAGGAGCCCUGGGCCAGCGACGGCCAGGCCCUCCCUGCUUGCCUGCAGCGCAGCCAGCCUGUUCUUGCUUCCUGGGACAAGAGGAAGAAGCACCCCCGAGAUCUCAGGGGAGCUGUGGAUUUCCCAGGGACACCCGGGGUCCAGCUUGGUCCCUCAGACUCUCAGGCAGGCAGCAAGCCUGCAUACAGCAGGGGGCAGAGGGGGGACCCCCUGCUCCCUCAAGGGGUGGGCAGCAGAGAGGCCAGACUCUGCUCUUCCACCUUCUCCAGAGCAGCCCGGGGUGUCCUCCCAGGGCAGGAAGGAGGGGAGGAGGCCCCCAGGGAGCAGGUCAGCAGGAAGACCUCCUGUCGGCCAGCCACGGCCCCAGCUGGAAGUGCCCUGCAGAACCAAGCCCGAAAUGCGAGCCCGAAAUGGGAGACCGCCCACCGGCAGCUGCUGUCCAGAUGCUUCAGAGCCUGGCGGCGCUCGGUGCGGAGGCGGCGGGCAGUGGCGGAGGCGGCGGCCCCGGGCCGCCGGCAGCUACUGCGCAGGGGCCUGCAGGCACUGCGCUGGGCACUGUGGCUCCGGGAGGCCCAGCUGGAGGUGGCGUGCAGCCGGCACACAAGGGCCCUGCUGGCCCGCAGCUUCCACAAGUGGCGAAACCUGACUCAGCAGCAGAAGCAAGAGCAGCCCUACAUCCAGGCUCGGCCAGGCCCCCCACCAUCUGGGGAGGGUCUCGCAAGAAGGAAGCCAGCGGUGGACCCUGCCCAGGGAAGCAGUCCCGGGAGCCUGAAGGAGGAGGCGGGCACCGGGCCAACCCCAUCACCUUCUGGUCCAAGACCAGAUGGAGGAGACAGGAGAGCCGAGAUCCUGCAGGCCCUGCAACAACUAGCUGCCUUCCUCCUGUGGUGCCGCCAGCAGGAAUGGGCCAGGCAGAGGAAGAAGGGGGUCCAGAGGGAGGCCCCCGGGGCCACGCUGAGCACUGGGAGCGUGGCGAGGCUCCCCCAGGCCUGGGGCUCUCCUGCCGCAGGAGCAGCCCGUGCAGCCCCACUGGACCCCCAGCACCAGAGAGCGUGGCUCCGCAGGUGUUUCGGGGCCUGGCGGCGGCUGGUGAAGAGAGGGGCCCAGUCUCCGGACCACCUGGCUGACCGCCCGAUGGGAGCCCUGAGGAUGUGCCUGAAACAGCGGAUGUGGAUGAAGCGGUCGCAGGUCUCAGAUGGGGCAGAGGUGACUCAGCUGUCCCCCGGCCAGCAGAAGGCAGGUAGGCAAAGAACAGGGCCGUCUGCAGCUCAGCCCCUGCAGGGGCCGCCUCCCGUGGCCUGGCGGGGGGUGGCCCGGGCCCAGGGGCCGCCCCAGGAGCCAGCCUGCAGCUCCCUGCAGGAAGCCUGCCCGAGACUGGCCCUCCAGCCGGUGCUGCUGCUCCGGAGGGCGAGGCUCUCCCAGCGCCAGCAGGCCAACUCCUUCCUCCAGGGCAUACAGCAGCAGAUGCUGAGACACAUCCUGAGGGUGUGGCACUUGACGGUGUGGGGUCCAGAUGCCCCGUCAGACAGUGCCAGCGCCACCUUGGCCCCAGCACCGCUGGGCCGCCCACCGGGAGGGGAGGCCCCGCUGGGCCGCAGCCCAGCCCAUAGCUCAUCGGGGGAGGGUUCCAGGGCCCCUGCCCUCCUGGAGACCCUUCGGCUGAGCUUUCUGUGGGCAGCAGGGCGGCGGCAGCAGGGGCGGUGGCUUCUGCUCUGGCAGGCGCAGGCCUGGUGGUCCCAGGGUGCAGCACCGUGGCACCAGCACACGCUUCAGAGGCGUGUCCUCCUCAGCUGGCACCACUGGGCAACGGCCCAAGGGGCCCGGAGAGAGCUGGCCGCCCGCUGGGCCUGGGAUCGGAGCUGCAGGGCCGCACUGGGCCUGUGGCGGCGGCGGCUGGAGCAGGAGCAGGAGGCAGAGCAGCGGGCCCAGAAGCGGGGCCGGAGGCGGGCGCGAGAUGCGCUGCAGCACUGGCAGUCUCGCUGGCAGAGGCAGCAGUUCCUGCAUGAACAGUACCAGAGGUGGGUGCAGGCUCACAUCCGGGGCCUGCGCAGGGCCGUGUUCCAGAGCUGGCAGCGGGCGGCAGCUCAGCGGGGACACAGGGCGGCCAGGCCAGAGCGGCUCCUACUGCAGAGCCAUUUCCAGGCCUGGUAUGGAUCUCUGAGAGGCGUGGGGAUGCUCCGGGCCCAGUGUCAGGCCUUCCAGGAUGGACUGAGGAGAAGAGCCCUGGGGGCUGCAUUCACCAUGUGGCAGGAAGCCCGAGUGGCCGCAGCCCGCACCCGGGAGCACAGCACGGCCUGGGCCUCCAUUGCUUGCUGGAGAAGCCAUUUGCUGGGUGGCUGGGCAGACAGGCAGCUGAGGAGAGCCCGGGCCCAGAAGGCCUUUGUAGCAUGGCGAGUGGCCCUGGGCCAGCACUGUGAGGCCCACCAGAAGGCCGAAGAGAGGGCUUGGGCCCAGGCCCGGGUGGCCCUGUGCUGGACACUGUGGGUGCCUGAGGCCCACCAACGUUGGCUCAGCCAAGUCCAUGCUGCCCAGAAGCUGAAUGCCAGGGUCCUAGAGGCCUGGGCCCAGUCAGCUUCCCACAGCCAUGUCCAGCGGGUCACCAUCACCCAGUCCCAGCAGGUUGGGUACAGGCAACUCCUGUGGACCCACUGGGCCCAGUGGCGGACAGCGCUGCUCCAAGUGUGGCUGGAACCAUGGACGGAGGAGGCCCAGGAGACCAGCCCAGCCCAGCCCAGGCUGACCAGCAGAGGACGCUUCCUGGUGCUGAUGGAUGCUCCAGACCCAGGGAAGCAGGAGCAGACAAGCGACAGUGUCGUCCAGCUCUGGAUGCAAUGGCCUAGACUGACCCCCUGGGCCCAGGGCCAGCCCCCAGCAGGACGAGGAGGGGACUGCAGCCCUGAGGCCGGCGGCCUCCUGGGCAAAGGCCAGGCGGAUAAGAGGUGGCUGGGGAGGAAGUACCUGCGACGCUGGCACCUAGAGGCGCUGCUCCGCCUGUUCCAGGGCUCCCAGCAGGCCAGGCGCCUGGUGGCGACGUGGCAGCGCUGGGUGGACGCUCAGGGGGCGGAGGAGCUGGCGCGGUCACUGCACCACAGAGGGGCUGGUGGCUGCAGGGAGCGCAGGUGCCCGAGGCAGCAGCGGGCCCAGCUUGGGGUCUUCCAACCCCCUGUCCCCACAGCUCAGGCAGUGGCACCUGAGAUGGGCCUGGCGGACGUGGCGGUGGCGGGUCGUGCAGCUGCAGCUGGCUCGGCGAUUACAGCAACAAGACAACGGCUGGGUCCUUUCUCAGGCCCGAGUGCCAGGUCACUGGCGGUGUCAGGCCGGCUCCCGGCGGAGGGCUCAGUCAGCAGCAACUGGUCUCCUCCCUUCUCAGUGCGGACGCUGCCCCACCCACCGUGGCCCUCUGCAGCAAGGGGAGGGCGCUCCCCACAGAAGGGCAAAAUCUCCCGGCUGAGCAGGGAGCACCAGGCUCCCAUGUCGGGCUGA
This is a messenger RNA of Pteronotus mesoamericanus, 4308 nucleotides long. RefSeq names its product chromosome unknown C1orf167 homolog (gene CUNH1orf167). Bases 1 to 4308 code for a protein of 1435 amino acids. NCBI's taxonomy places the organism in Eukaryota, Metazoa, Chordata, Mammalia, Chiroptera, Mormoopidae. The transcript is spliced from 20 exons. The record is from RefSeq and is a predicted model, not a curated record.